UAUUUGGUCGAUCAGGUCUUGCGCAUGCGUACAACCAUCUGAGGUGGUGGGUGGUAUAUUAGGCGAAGAGGCGGGGUCGUCUUAGCUGCCGCGCUGGCAUUUUCUCCUGGACAAGGAGAGGGUGCGGCUGCUGAGAGCCGAAAACUGCAAUCCCGAUCCUCUGAGUCGUGAAGAAGGGAGGCUACGAGGGGGUUGGGGUUGGGGCCUGAGGCAAGGCUCUGCUCUUGCCAGAGGGACAAGAAUCAUGUCUCAGAAAAUGGACUGUGGUGCGGGCCUCCUCGGCUUCCAGGCUGAGGCCUCCGUAGAAGACAGCACCUUGCUUAUGCAGACCCUGAUGGAGGCCAUCCAGAUCUCGGAGGCUCCACCUACCAGCCAGGCCACAGCAGCUGCCAGUGCACCGAAUGCUAGUCCUCAGAGUUCACAGCCCCCAGCAGUCAGUGAGAUGGCUGAUACGCAGGCUUUAGCAACUGCCACUAAGCCUAAGACAGCCUUUAAGGUCCAGAAUGCCACCGCAAAAGGUCCAAAUGCUGCCUAUGAUUUCUCCCAGGCGUUUAAUGCCAAGGAGACUCCCAACAUGCUGCCUACAGCACACUUUAAGUCCCAAAAUGCCCCCCCAAAGGGCCCAAAUGCUGCCUAUGAUUUUUCCCAGGCAGCCCCUACCGGUGAGUUAACUGCCAACAAGUCGGACAUGGCCUUUAAGGCCCAGAAUACCACUACUAAAGUGGUCCCAAAUGCGGCCUACAAUUUCUCUCAGUCUCUCAAUGCCAGUGAGAUGGUCAACACUCAGCCCAAGACAGCCUUCAAGGCUUGGAAUGACACCACUACGGUCCCAACUCCUGAUACCCAGACCCAGAAUGUUAACCCAGCCAAGAUGGCCACUUCCUACGCUGACAUAGAGGCUGACCCAAGCCCAGGUAUCUGUGAAUCUGAUGGUGCAGCUGCACAGACAUCAGCGGAUGGUUCCCAGCCUCAGAAUCUGGAGUCCAGGACUAUAAUUCGGGGCAAGAGGACCCGUAAGAUUAAUAACUUGAAUGUGGAAGAGAGUAGCAGUGGGGAUCAGAGGCGGGCCCCACUGGCUCCAGGGACCUGGAGGUCUGCACCAGUUCCAGUUACCACUCAGAGCCCACCUGGCGCACCCCCCAAUGUGCUCUGGCAGACCCCACUGGCCUGGCAGAAUCCAUCAGGCUGGCAAAAUCAGCCAACCAGGCAGACCCCACCAGCACGUCAGAGCCCCCCAGCAAGGCAGACCCCACCAGCCUGGCAAAACCCAGUUGCUUGGCAGAACCCAGUGAUCUGGCCAAACCCUGUGAUCUGGCAGAACCCAGUGAUCUGGCCAAACCCCAUUGUCUGGCCUGGUCCGGUUGUCUGGCCAAACCCACUGGCCUGGCAGAAUCCACCUGGGUGGCAGACCCCACCUGGAUGGCAGACUCCACCAGGCUGGCAAGGUCCUCCAGAUUGGCAAGGCCCUCCCGACUGGCCACUACCCCCUGACUGGCCACUGCCACCCGACUGGCCACUCCCCACUGACUGGCCGCUCCCACCUGACUGGAUCCCCACUGAUUGGCCAGUUCCACCAGACUGGCAAAACCUGCGCCCCUCACCAAACCUGCGCCCCUCUCCUAAUUCGCGUGCCUCACAGAACCUGGGUGCCUCACAGCCCCGAGAUGUGGCCCUUCUUCAGGAAAGAGCUAAUAAGUUGGUCAAGUACCUGAUGCUUAAAGAUUACACAAAGGUGCCCAUCAAGCGCUCAGAAAUGCUAAGGGAUAUCAUCCGUGAAUACACUGAUGUGUAUCCAGAAAUCAUUGAACGUGCGUGCUUUGUCCUGGAGAAGAAAUUUGGAAUUCAACUGAAAGAAAUUGACAAGGAAGAACACCUGUAUAUUCUCAUCAGCACCCCUGAGUCCCUGGCUGGCAUACUAGGAACGACCAAAGACACACCAAAACUGGGUCUCCUUUUAGUGAUUUUGGGUGUCAUCUUCAUGAAUGGCAACCGUGCCAGUGAAGCUGUCCUCUGGGAGGCACUACGCAAGAUGGGACU
Molecule: messenger RNA, 2037 nt
Organism: Capra hircus (goat)
Lineage: Eukaryota; Metazoa; Chordata; Mammalia; Artiodactyla; Bovidae
Gene: MAGED1
Product: MAGE family member D1
Biological process (GO): negative regulation of transcription by RNA polymerase II
Cellular component (GO): nucleus
Source: RefSeq, a predicted model, not a curated record